Messenger RNA from Mesorhabditis spiculigera, 2169 nucleotides. Lineage: Eukaryota; Metazoa; Nematoda; Chromadorea; Rhabditida; Rhabditidae. The record is from the annotation of a GenBank genome assembly.
AUGGCGCCCGUGGUAAUCGAGCUGCCGCCUAGCGAGCAUGUCGGUCAUCUACUGCCCUCCGUCAUGUCGGUGUCGGAUAGUGAGAGGUGGACAAGCUCCGGGACUGAUCCACGACCAACAAUUCAGUUCCUCACCUUCAUGCGACGCGCUACGCUGGACUUUACGAAAAGAAUUUUCGAGGACGAGCCACUUCUAGAAGAGCUGCGCGGCUACAAAUUCGACAUCGGCUUUUCGGAGUGCUUGGAGGGCAGUGGAUUUGCCAUCUUCCACCGCAUCGGCCUCGACAAGUACAUCGGGAUUUUGUCGUCUACAUUCGGCGCGAGUUUCCCGUCAAUUUUCGGGGCACCGAUGGCGCCCGCAUACGUGCCGUCGAUGUCGUCGAGUUCAACGGAUCAAAUGAGCUUCGUGGAGCGAGCGAUGAAUUUGGUCGGAUCGGUGAUGGAAAAGCACAUGAUCACCGGCGGCUUCGCAAUGUUUGACGACUAUUUACGAACUGUCGAUCCUGAAUUUCCGAAAAUAGAGGAUCUCCUCACCGGCUCCUCGUUUGUGCUGGCCAACGUCGAGCCCUACUACGAUCAUCCCCGCCCUCUAAUCCUGAAGCUACAGUAUUUCGGAGGGAUUGCCGUGCCGGAACCCCGGCCAUUAGAGCAGAAAUGGAAAGAUAUCCUGAAUCUCCGCCCGGCCACCGUGCUCAUCUCGUUUGGAAGUAUCGCGAAGAGCAAGGAUAUGCCGCGGGAAUCGAAGAUGGCCAUUAUCAAGGCUAUUAAAAGUUUCCCCGACGUCACCUUCAUCUGGAAAUAUGAAGCCCCCGAAGAGCUUCCAGAAGCCCAAGAAGCGCCGAAUUUGAUUCUUCACCCCUGGGUGCCGCAAGCCGACUUACUCGCCGACAACCGCCUGACGGCGUUCAUCACCCACGGCGGCGCCGGCAGCGUCAACGAGUUUACCUGGCGAGGCAAAAAAGCCAUCGUCGUGCCCCUCUUUGCCGAUCAAUUCGCCAACGCGAAGCUGGUCGGCCGUGUGGGCAGCACGCUGGAGUACAACAAGUUCGAGCUGGGCGAUGCCGCCAAGUUGGAGUCGGCGAUACGGGAGCUGCUGGAUAAUGAAACGCUAACCAAAAAUGCGGAGCGGAUGGCCGCGAUGUUGGCGAAUCGCCCCUUUCCGCCUCGUGAAGUUCUCCUGAAAACCACCGAGUUUGCGGCGGCGUACGGCCCGCUGACCGAGCUCGACCCACAUGGUCGCCAGCUCUCCUUCAUCGAGUACUUCUUGCUUGACCAUUUUCUACUCAUCCUCCAGCUGCUCUUCAUUCUCAUCGCCGGGUGGGGCCUCGUCGCUUCUUCCACACCCUUCAAUACGGUCCUAUACGCCCAUCUUAUGCCGAAAGAUUUUUCACCGGACUUCUGCCGUGAGUUUCUCUACUGGUUCUCCUUGUUCAUCUGCUUCAGUGUGCUCUGCUGCGUGUGGGCCAUGCGAAAAGUUCGCCGAAUGUCACCGAACAGCCCGCACGGCGAGGGCAGCCGGCUCACCCCAGCGCUCGCGCUCCUUCCAAUGUUGCUGGUGGAGAUAGUCUUGUUUCUCCCGUUGACGAGCUGGUCGGCGUCCACCUUCUCCUUCAGCCUGCUCGCGCUCAGGGCGGUCGAGACGGGCACACUGGCCGCGCGUCUAUUUCAAGUCUUCCGCUUCUCGGUAGUGCCGGUGUGCUUCGUGUGGUUCUGCCUCGGCUACGCCAUCUACUGCACCUGCGUCGGCUUCACCUACAUCCACCGCCAGACGUCGCGCUCCGUGCAAUUUUCACCGCUGCGCGAGGAGAUCCCCGACAAUUUCAACAACUCCAUCUCGCUGGACUGCUCCAUUGGCGAUUUCCCGCCCGGCCUUCCCAGCACGCUCGGGUCGCCGUCAAGAAUUCCGGGCCGCAGCAACAGCCUGCAGACGAGCCGCGCCCGUCAGAUGAGAUGCAGAAACCCGGAUGAGCUGACCAUCUCGAUCACGCCGGUUGACGAGACGUUCGUGGAUGAAAUGGAAUCGCCGAGCAGAUCCGGUGGGCGUCUCAACUCGUCUUUCUCAUCGCUCCGCAUCCUGCCCACGCUCAACGAGGACGAGGAGGCCACCACUCCGCCUGGCAAGCUACGCCCCGAAGACAUUGAGCUGAAAGUGAGCCCGGUGAACAGCAUC